GAGCCCUGGCAAUACUGGGCCACCCCCCAGGGCCUCUCCUGGUGCCCACUGAAUGACUCACCUUGGCACAGACACAAUGGUUGGGGUGGGCACAGAGCCUGCUCCCUGCGGCACCCCAGGUCCCCUCAGAUGCUUUCCGAGAAGCUCUUUGAGCAAGGGGCUUGGGCUGCGCCCUGCCAAUGGGCUGGCAUCUUGGGAUGAAAACAGCACAGCCCCCCGCAGGGGCUGCCCUCGCUGAGCGACGCCCUCACCAGUGGUGGAGAACAAGGGUCCAUUCAGCAAGCGCCCAGGAAAAGGGAUCGGAGGCCCAGGCAUGGACAGUGGGCAGCAAGAGGGGGUGGUGCAGGAGAGGAAGGCUGCCCGCUUCCCAGAAGUCCAGGGGCACAGAUGGGCCAAGGGCCUGGGUGGACCUCCAGGCAACCAGAUAGAAGGGGUGGAUGGAUCUGAAAUCUCAAGGGGCCACAGGGCACUGGGCCCAGGCUCCCUGUUCAGAACCACUGGCUCCUCACUUCCCAAACCCACUCAUCCCCAGAAGCCUUUCCCAGCCUUUCAGCCUGAUGUGUGGGAACUUGAAGGAGAUAAAUCUCCACUGUGAAAGUGAGGUGAGGGGGGGCCAGGGGAAAUGGGCUGUUACAGGGACAGAGAUGGGAGUUGGGACAGCCAGCUCAUUCAUAAGUGCUUUGUGGAGCUGUCAAGGCCUAGGCUCCAGGAGCGGGUGCAGAGAGGCUGGGUGAGCCCAGUGAGGCUGAGCCCGGAGCUUCAGGGUGGCCCGAGGAGCGUGGGGAGGGCCUGGGAGUGUAGCACCUGCCCCCUCUGGCCCUGUCAGGAGCCCCACAUUCCUUCCAUCAUCCCCUCACUGCUAGAUAGAGGCCUCGAUUGACCCUCCAGACAAAGGGCUGGUUCUAAUUCCAGCCCACAGCCCCGCAACUCCAGGGGAUGGGGAGACAGCAGGAAUGUGGACGCCUGCCUCAAGAGGGGAGGAUGGCAGGAAUCUGCUGGGACUGAGGCUGUCAGGAAAUCUAACACAGGCUGUUUCUUGAGAGUCGGGAACAGGUUUAUUCUUCAUCAAGUUCCCAGUGCCUACCAGGCACUGGAAGGAGAAUGCUGAGGGAGGGCCUGGGUCAUGGGAUCUAAGAGUUAGAAGACAGGUCAGGGGUCAUCUGGUUCAGCCCUUCCCUGACCCACCGUCCCAGAGAAAGGGUCUGCUUGCUCAGUGGUCAGGGUUCAGACACAGCAUCAGCCCCAGGAACUGCCCACUAGCAGCUCUGUCUGGAGCCAGACCGGGGCUGGCAUGCUCUGGUGGCCCUGCCUUGGGGCACAAUGGCCUCGGUGGGGUGAGAGGCGCUCUCCCCGUGGCUGGGCUGUGGCCCAGCACCACCCCCUCAGGCUAUGCCAGGGGGCGUUGCCAGGGGCAGCCUGGGCCGUGCCAGGCCGGUCCCUCCUCCUUAAAGCCCGCACAUCUCAGGAGCGGGCAGAGCCAGGCCAGGAUGGAGAGGAGACGGGUCACCUCAGCCGCUCGCCGCUCCUACGUCUCCUCCUCAGAGAUGGUGGUGGGGGGCCGCCGCCUGGGUCCGGGCACCCGCCUGUCCCUGGCUCGAAUGCCGCCUCCACUCCCGGCCCGGGUGGACUUUUCCCUGGCCGGGGCGCUCAACUCCGGCUUCAAGGAGACCCGGGCCAGCGAGAGGGCAGAGAUGAUGGAGCUCAAUGACCGCUUCGCCAGCUACAUUGAGAAGGUGCGCUUCCUGGAGCAGCAGAACAAGGCGCUGGCUGCCGAGCUCAACCAGCUGCGGGCUAAGGAGCCCACCAAGCUGGCCGACGUCUACCAGGCAGAGCUGCGCGAGCUGCGCCUGCGACUCGAUCAACUCACCGCCAACAGCGCCCGGCUCGAGGUGGAGAGGGACAACCUGGCACACGACCUGGGCACCCUGAGGCAGAAGCUCCAGGAUGAAACCAACCAGAGGCUGGAGGCUGAGAACAACCUGGCUGCCUAUCGACAGGAAGCAGAUGAAGCCACCCUGGCCCGUCUGGAUCUGGAGAGGAAGAUUGAGUCUCUGGAGGAGGAAAUCCGGUUCUUGAGGAAGAUCCAUGAGGAGGAGGUGCGGGAGCUCCAGGAGCAGCUGGCCCAGCAGCAGGUCCACGUGGAGAUGGAUGUGGCCAAGCCUGACCUCACAGCAGCCCUGAGAGAGAUCCGCACACAGUAUGAGGCAAUGGCGUCCAGCAACAUGCAUGAGGCGGAGGAGUGGUACCGGUCCAAGUUUGCGGACCUGAACGACGCCGCCGCCCGCAACGCGGAGCUGCUCCGCCAGGCCAAGCACGAGGCCAACGACUACCGGCGGCAGCUGCAGGCCUUGACCUGCGACCUGGAGUCCUUGCGCGGCACGAACGAGUCCCUGGAGCGGCAGAUGCGCGAGCAGGAGGAGCGCCACGCGCGGGAGGCGGCGAGUUACCAGGAGGCGCUGGCCCGGCUGGAGGAAGAGGGGCAGAGCCUCAAGGACGAGAUGGCGCGCCACCUGCAGGAAUACCAGGACCUGCUCAACGUCAAACUGGCCCUGGACAUCGAGAUCGCCACCUACAGGAAGCUGCUGGAGGGCGAGGAGAACCGCAUCACCAUUCCUGUGCAGACCUUCUCCAACCUGCAGAUCCGAGGGGGCAAAAGCACCAAAGAAGGGGAAAGUCACAAGGUCACAAGACAUCUCAAAAGCCUCACAAUACAAGUUAUACCAAUUCAGGCUCACCAGGUUGUAGAUGGAGCCCCGCCGGCUCUCGAAACCAGCCUGGACACCAAGUCUGUGUCAGAAGGCCACCUCAAGAGGAACAUUGUGGUGAAGACCGUGGAGAUGCGGGAUGGAGAGGUCAUUAAGGAGUCCAAGCAGGAGCACAAGGACGUGAUGUGAGCAGGACCCAUCUGGUGGUUACUGCCCCACCGUUUGAGGGGUCUGCAGCAGGAGUCGGGGUAGCUGUCCCUUCUCUGCUAGUUAAUUUCCCCAGAAUUGAGUUCCCACCCAAACCAGUUGCUCCUCUUCCUGCUCCAUCUCUAUGCCAGCUUGCCACCCUAGGCUCCAUCAGCAUUAAGCCUGUCAGACAGCACCCACCCCACACCCAGCAACACUAACAGGGCACUCACCCCAAAGGGCGGCCUGGAGGGGCACAGCCAGCAGCUUGAGUUAGAAUUGGGAGGGAGGAGAAAAGGCGGGGAGGGCAGGGAGACCUCAUAAAUCACCCUACCCUCCGUAUCCUGAACCUUUGUUGUCAUGGCAACUGUUGCCAGAGCCGGAGGUGUCUGGGGGUAUCUGGGAAUGGGGCCUUUGAGUUUCCUUGGGCUGCUGGAGGAAAACUGAGAGUCUGAGACAAGCAGAGGAAGUCCCCAGGGCAAGGUGGCCUUGGCUAGAGGCUUAUUCUUCUAGACUGACUCUGACCAGUCUGAGGGUGGGUGGGGCUAUCCUGCCAACUGGGAGAGUCAGCAGACAGAAUUCCUGGCCUGCUCAGAUCACAGAGGGGCCUCCUGAGCAAUGCAUGAAGUGUCUCAGCCCCACUGAGCUGCCACGUGGGCAUGCCGUGGGCCCAUGGGAGCUUGAUUCUCUGCACUUGGGGGAAGUAUAGUGUAAGUGCAGAGGAAAGGGGUGCUGGGAGGGAGCAGAAGGGGGCCUUGCCCAUUGCUGUGGGUACAGAGAGGUCAAGCCCAGGAGGACUCUGGUACAGGCUGGAGGGGGCAGGUAGAGAUGGUGGGGGCAGAGCUUGGGAUGAUGCUAGACAUCAGAGUGGGGGUCGUGGGUGAGUAGUUACACUUGGCCUUUGGGUCGUGGGAAUCAAGAAAGUGAUUCAUCCUCAGGAUGACACAGGAAAGGAAGAGGCUGAUGUUCAUGGGAGCAGGGCCUGCUAUGUCCCAGCUCUCAAGGCCCUUCCCUUGCUGCGUAAACCCUGUCCACCCAGGCCUGUGAGCCCCUACAACUGCCACCUGACCCCAGGAAACACUGCUAGGCGAAGCCUCUGUUGCCACCCAACCUCCUCUCCCCACAGUGAUCACUGCUCUUCCCUAAACCAAGGCCCCUGUAGUCCCCUCUUAGUCAAAUACAAAACAUACCCCCCUCCCCAUGUUUUAGGUAGCACUUUAUUUUAUGAUUUGGAACCUGAGGCCCAUGCAGAGUGAAGACACUGGUUUGUGUUCCCGCAGCCUGGAGGCAGGAAAGCUUGGGGCAGACACUUUCACCCUGAGCACCUGUUCUGCUGUUUGCAGGGAGACUGGUGGGCAUGAGAUGAUCAGUGCCCACAAGUGGGGCUCUGAAGCCCACUCCAGGGGCCCCAUCUCCCUCCAAGUCAGAGGGACUUGACUGCAUACCCUUCCCCCACUCCCUCCUGCCACCCACUGCUGCUAACCUUUGGGGCACUGUGGCGGGCUUUAGUCACUGACAUAAAUGCAACAAAUAAAGACAACUGCUGUGGCCUUCCCCAGAGUGGACUCUGAUCUGUUCAGCAGAGGCUGAGGCUGGGGCAGAGGACAGGAAGUAGCCUCAGGCAAGACACAACUUGCUUCUUAUCACUGAUCAUCUUGGGGCCCCCAGCAUCCCCAGAAGUGGCCACAUGACAAAUCCCACCUCCAACCCUGCUCUGCUCUCCAGCCCUGGUGCCCCACGCACCCACUGCCUUUGCUUCUGGCUCCUCUUCUCACCCCCAGCUCCCAGGCUGGGUGCCAUCUCUCAGGAAAGCCCUGAAUUCAGUCUCCACUUUCCUCGCCCAUUUCCCCUGUCCUGGUCUCUACCUUUAUUCCCCAAACUCACCAUUUCU
Dama dama (fallow deer) is the source of this 4782-nucleotide messenger RNA. It is a transcript of the gene GFAP, whose product is annotated as glial fibrillary acidic protein. Gene Ontology annotation, cellular component: intermediate filament; cytoplasm; cell projection. The record is from RefSeq and is a predicted model, not a curated record. Lineage: Eukaryota; Metazoa; Chordata; Mammalia; Artiodactyla; Cervidae. Gene Ontology annotation, molecular function: structural constituent of cytoskeleton. The transcript is spliced from 10 exons. Bases 1488 to 2894 code for a protein of 468 amino acids. Gene Ontology annotation, biological process: regulation of chaperone-mediated autophagy; intermediate filament organization.